Brassica oleracea var. oleracea is the source of this 1548-nucleotide messenger RNA. RefSeq names its product serine/threonine-protein kinase CDL1. The transcript is spliced from 5 exons. NCBI's taxonomy places the organism in Eukaryota, Viridiplantae, Streptophyta, Magnoliopsida, Brassicales, Brassicaceae. Gene Ontology annotation, biological process: protein phosphorylation. Gene Ontology annotation, molecular function: protein kinase activity; ATP binding. Bases 148 to 1278 code for a protein of 376 amino acids. The record is from RefSeq and is a predicted model, not a curated record.
AAUAAUAAAAAACCGAAAAAUCCAGCGAUUGGCGUACUCUUUUCCAUUUUCAAAGUUGUGAGCUUUUCUCUCUCUCUGCUCUCUUGCUUUCGAGAUCAAUCGAAAGGAAGGAAGAAUCAUCGGAAGAAGAAGGAGAUAGAGGAGCUGAUGGGUUGGAUCCCGUGCUCUGGGAAAUCGAGUGGGAAGACUAAGAAGAGGAGCAACAGUGACGAAAACCUCAGCAGAAAUUGUUCUGUCUCUGCUUCAGAGAGAUCUAAGGCCAAAUCGUCUGUGAGUGAAUCCAAAAGCAGAGGGUCUGAUAACAUUGUGGCACAAACGUUUACAUUCUCUGAGCUAGCUACCGCCACUAGAAACUUCAGGAAAGAAUGUCUUAUAGGAGAAGGAGGAUUUGGUAGAGUUUACAAAGGUUACUUAGCAAGCACUGACCAGACAGCGGCUAUCAAGCAGCUUGAUCAUAAUGGUUUACAAGGAAACAGAGAGUUCCUCGUUGAGGUUCUCAUGUUGAGUCUUCUUCAUCACCCAAAUCUUGUGAACCUUAUUGGUUAUUGCGCUGAUGGAGAUCAAAGGCUUCUCGUCUAUGAAUACAUGCCUCUAGGGUCACUUGAAGAUCAUUUGCACGACAUUUCACCUGGUAAGCAGCCACUUGACUGGAACACCAGAAUGAAAAUAGCCGCAGGUGCUGCGAAAGGAUUAGAGUAUCUGCACGACAAAACCAUGCCUCCAGUGAUCUACCGGGACUUGAAAUGCUCCAACAUUUUGCUCGGAGAUGACUACUUCCCGAAGCUAUCUGACUUCGGUUUGGCUAAACUCGGCCCAGUGGGUGACAAGUCUCAUGUCUCCACUCGGGUUAUGGGAACAUACGGAUACUGUGCUCCCGAGUACGCAAUGACAGGGCAGCUAACACUCAAAUCAGACGUUUACAGCUUCGGUGUGGUUCUUUUGGAGAUCAUAACCGGUAGGAAAGCGAUAGACAAUUCGAGAUGUACUGGAGAACAGAAUCUGGUUGCGUGGGCAAGGCCUCUGUUUAAAGACAGGAGGAAAUUCUCACAAAUGGCUGAUCCAAUGAUUCAAGGUCAAUACCCUCCGAGAGGAUUGUACCAAGCCCUUGCUGUGGCGGCAAUGUGUGUGCAAGAGCAGCCAAAUCUAAGGCCUGUUAUCGCUGAUGUUGUCACUGCACUCACUUACCUCGCUUCCCAGAGGUUUGAUCCUAUGUCUCAGCCAGUCCAAGGCUCUCUUUUCGGUCCUGGGACUCCACCUAGAUCAAAGAGGGUGGUCUGAAAAACAAAUCCUGAGAACCGCAACGCCGUGUGAGUUAAUUACACUAGACCUUCCCGAGCUGUCUUUUUAUUGGGAUGGGUGUCAGACUAAGCAUGAAAGUGUUUCUUAAGAGUUGUUUGUAGAUAUGUGUAAGAAGAGAGAGUUUUCACAUAGAGGCCAGUUUGUAAUGUUGUUAUAGUUGAUGGAUCUACACAUGUAAUGUUUAUGUAGCAACUGCUUUGUAAUGUGACAAUAUUUCAUUAUAUGGUAUUCAGUAAUGUAUCUGUUUCA